AUGGAUACACUUCUAACGCAUACGUUUGAUUGCUAUCCAAUGAACGCAUUGUGGAAAAAAAUUGGCAAUGAAUUAUGCGAUGUGGUUAUAAUGCCAAUGAAUGGAAUUUGGACUUCUGCUGGUUUGGCCUCACUCUUCAUAAUUGUUUCAAUUGCUGCUCUUACGUUAACGGCCAAAUAUCUGCAACGGAUGAACCCUGCAUACGAUCGACAGCCAAUGGUAACGGAACCAUUCCAGGCGGCGUCAAAAUAUGCGGUGCGUUUUUGA
Anisakis simplex (herring worm) is the source of this 267-nucleotide messenger RNA. Lineage: Eukaryota; Metazoa; Nematoda; Chromadorea; Rhabditida; Anisakidae. The record is from the annotation of a GenBank genome assembly.